UUUCCCGCUGUUUUUCCCCAUGAAUUACAUCUUUUGCCUGCCUCUUUUUUCGCUCUUGCUCCUUCCUGUUCGGUCGAAAAUUUAUUUUCUGGAAACUUUUAACGAUUCCUGGAAGGACAGAUGGGUACCUUCAGAGAAAAAGGGUCAAGACCAAGGAGAUUUUAUCCUUUCACCAGGAAAAUGGUUCAGAGACGAAGAAGAAGAUAAGGGCAUUAAAACUUCACAAGAUAAUAAGUUUUACACGCUCUCCUCCAAGUUCCCAAGUUUUUCUAACGAGGGAAAAUCGCUUGUUUUGCAGUUCCAAGUUAAGCAUGAGCAGACUAUUGAUUGUGGCGGAGGCUACCUUAAGCUUCAUCCCAGUAAUAUUGAUCAAAAGUUGCUGGAUGGGGAAACUCCUUACCAUAUCAUGUUUGGGCCGGACAUAUGCGGCUCAUUGAGGAAGCUGCACAUAAUAUUUAAUUACAACGGCCGAAACUUGCAGAGAAAAAACGAAAUUUCCUUUCCUAGUGACGAGUACUCUCACUUGUGUACUCUUUUGGUCCAUAGCAACAACACCUAUGAGGCGUUUGUUGACGGAGAGAGUGUUGCCAAGGGAGCCCUGGAAGAUGACUUCGACCAUCUUCCUCCCAAGUUUAUUGAUAAAGUUGGUGACACCAAACCCGCCGACUGGGACGACCAGGAGUUUAUUCCGGACCCCACGCACGUCAAGCCUGAGGGCUACGACGAGGUGCCAGAGUAUAUCGUGGACAAGUCACAAGCGAAACCCGAAGAUUGGAAUGUUGAGGAGGAUGGAGAGUGGGAGCCCCCUAUGAUCGAAAAUCCCGAAUACAAAGGUGAAUGGACCCAGAGGACUAUGAAAAACCCGAACUACAAAGGAGUUUGGAAACCUGCUCAAGUUAGUAAUCCUGAUUACGUUCCGGAUGAAGAGUUGUAUAAGUACUCCGACAUUGGAGCAGUUAGCAUUGAGAUUUGGCAGGUUAAGAGCGGAACUAUAUUCGACAACAUCUUAGUGGGGGACGAUAUGGUGGAGGCUGAAAAGUACGCCGAAUCCACAUUCUACCCGCUGGCUGAAAAAGAGAAACAACUGAGAGACGAGCAUUUCGAAGCAUCCAAGCCUCCGGAGACCUUUAGAGAUGAGCCGGAAGGCGAGGGGGACGACGAGGAUGGAGAUGAGGAGCCUGAGGGUGAUUCCUCGAGUGAGAAGGAUGAGUUGUAGUCUUAUUAUUAUUUGGUUAUGUGCAUUGUAGUCUUUAGUAAAAGUUGAGUAGUGCGCCAUAUUCCUCCAUCUUCGCUCAAAAGGUAGACAGGCAGUCACGUGGUUAACUAACCAGCAAAUAACUCAGUAUUUCAUUAAUUGGGUAGAAGAAGCUUGCUUCUGGUUUCCGUUAAA
Zophobas morio is the source of this 1390-nucleotide messenger RNA. Its product is annotated as calreticulin-like. Bases 20 to 1216 code for a protein of 398 amino acids. Gene Ontology annotation, molecular function: calcium ion binding. Gene Ontology annotation, cellular component: endoplasmic reticulum; endoplasmic reticulum membrane. The record is from RefSeq and is a predicted model, not a curated record. NCBI's taxonomy places the organism in Eukaryota, Metazoa, Arthropoda, Insecta, Coleoptera, Tenebrionidae. The transcript has 5 exons. Gene Ontology annotation, biological process: protein folding.